This is a messenger RNA of Closterium sp. Naga37s-1, 1065 nucleotides long. Lineage: Eukaryota; Viridiplantae; Streptophyta; Zygnematophyceae; Desmidiales; Closteriaceae. The record is from the annotation of a GenBank genome assembly.
AUGCUGGGCAACGUCUGCGAGGCGUGCGGACUGGAGCAUGUUGACGACAACACACUCCAGUCGCAUGUGUCGAACAAUAUUAAAUGCAAGCGCAAGAUUCAACACUCCCGUGCCCAGCGGCUGGUGGAGGCGUAUCGGGACGCGCUCCGCGCCAGACGCGGAGCCAGGCCCCAAACACCCGUGCGUUAUACAAACAACAAUGGAGGCGCUUCGGCGUCGGGCGGAGAAGUGGACCCUGCUGCAGUUGUCGAUGAACCAGACGAUCUCAUAGUUCCCACUGAGGAGAGCGAUGGGGAGGAGAGUGUUAUGCCACAUAUAGACGACGGCUUCAAUAAUCUCAUAGAGCUGUACAUCUUCUUCCGCGAAGCCGAUCUGUCGCGACGAGAGCUGGUGAAGAAGUUGUUACGGGCAUUUCAGCACAUCGCGGGGUUUGUCACCAAUCCGCGCACGGACGAGGAGGACACCAAGGACGUACGUCAUUACAGCACGCCGGACACUGGGAAGUGGUGCCACGAAGCGCAGUGUUACUUGGAGAGGUGGAACUUCGCAGAGACAACAUGGGGCAACGUGUUCCUCGCAUGCGCCGCGGACCUUCUUUACGUCCUGGACGCAGGCAUGCUCCCACGCAUGGGCAAGUGCUUCAUGGUGGGGAAGAGCAAGCCAGAGCGAAGGGAAUUUGAGAGGUGUGUACGCUCUCAUCCGGAUAUUUCUAGCUGCCGCGUGAUGAACAUGCAAUGCACGUGGCUGACCGUAGAUGGGUGGGUUGGCAGGCGCCGCAAGGAGCAAAAGAAGGACACGCGCGCAAGUGUGGUGCGCAUACCAGGAGGGGCCACAUGGUUUAGCAGUGGGGCGAACUACGCAGCCUUCGAGCACAGGGGGAUGAUGCAGGUGAUGCCCUUGCUGAUUGCCGACAGUAUGGCGAGGAGCAAACCAGCGGAGAAGGAGAAACGGCAACGGGAGGUGGCGGCGUUUGUGACAUACGCCAGCUUCUACAAGGCGCUUGUCGGCGUGACAAAGCACACGGACGACACCCUGGACGACGUCAGAGCAAUGGCAGUGACGUAA